AUGGCUGACAUCCAACAAUCCUUCAUAGAUGACAGCGGCUCCAGGCAUUGCCAUGGUGACUCAAUGCUCCAAGAGUAUCUACUGGCACUCCUGAGACAGCCUCUUCCGUCGUUAGAAUUUCCAGUCCCAUCAUUUGAGGACCCCUUUGGAGAUCCCAAAAUGGAGCCGCUGCCCUUCCAAAAGGAAGUCUCAAGCUCGGAUCAAUCAGAGACCGACUUUGAACAGACCGUGACUUUCAAAGACGAACCCAUCGUCGAUGUCGGAAGCAAGAAUGGAGUGAGCCAACAAGAUGAUGUCUCGUCUCCACGUCAGGAUCAGCAUGAUGAUGAUUCUUUGACCUCUUCCUGUGAAAACCAAGGUUCGAGGCGCACAGACGAAGCAGAGAAGAUCGCUCGAUUUCGGCCGUAUCAAGACAAGAAGUGGAAAGGCACUUUCCAAAGGCUCAUCAAGUUCAAGAACGAGUUUGGGCAUUGCUGUGUUCCACACUCCUAUGCAGAGAAUCCUGCCCUUGCUCGAUGGGUGAAGAGACAGCGUCACCAAUACAAGAAAUUCAUGGAAAACGACCCAACUUCUACUCUGACCACCAGUCGUCUUGAGAAGCUCGAGUCGGUUGGGUUUGUAUGGCACUCACAUGCUGCUGCUUGGCUUGAAAAGCUGGACGAGCUCAAGAACUUCAAGCAAGCACGAGGUCAUUGCAACGUCCCAUCGAGUUAUCCCGAGAACCCUGCCUUAUCAACAUGGGUGAAGUGUCAGCGACGCCAAUACAAGCUGCGAGUAUCCGGGUUACAAUCGACCAUGACAAUGGAUCGAUUUGGAGUACUGAAAUCGAUGUGUUUUGUGUUUGAGCCACGACUGACAACAUCGAAGAAUACCAAGCUUGAAAUGAAAGCACGCGCCGAAGUCAAAAGUUUUGAUGCUAGCCGAGAGUUAUUAGGACUACUAGUAUAA
Messenger RNA from Cylindrotheca closterium, 948 nucleotides. The record is from the annotation of a GenBank genome assembly. NCBI's taxonomy places the organism in Eukaryota, Bacillariophyta, Bacillariophyceae, Bacillariales, Bacillariaceae.